This is a messenger RNA of Vitis riparia (riverbank grape), 2225 nucleotides long. Its product is annotated as putative glycerol-3-phosphate transporter 4. Gene Ontology annotation, biological process: transmembrane transport; phosphate ion homeostasis. The coding region runs from base 308 to 1924 and encodes 538 amino acids. Gene Ontology annotation, molecular function: glucose 6-phosphate:phosphate antiporter activity. Gene Ontology annotation, cellular component: membrane. The transcript has 4 exons. The record is from RefSeq and is a predicted model, not a curated record. Lineage: Eukaryota; Viridiplantae; Streptophyta; Magnoliopsida; Vitales; Vitaceae.
GCUCCCCCUCUAAAAUAUCUCUCUCCCCGACUCUCUCGCUCUAAAAAGGCUCUCUCUCUCACUUGCAACCCUAAUACGAUCAUCACCACAACCUCAACCUCAACCUCAACCUCAUUCGCCUAAACUACACACAACUUCGGCACCGAUUAUUCUCCGAAACGUCAUUUGUUUUCUAUCCAAACGACAGCUACAUUUAUGUUUGAUGUCUCAUCAAUGCAUAGUUUCAUGAUUUGAAAGUAUCGAAAAGUUUGUGUGGAACUGGUGGGAGGAGAACUGAAUUUUUUGUUGGUUUUAUGCAAUCGUAAGGAUGGCACGGCGUUCCGAGACCGUGAGGGGUACUCCACCUGGAAUUUUGCUCAUAAAAAGCAUAAGAGGCAAAGAGUGGCGACAAGGAACGUACAGAUAUGUGGUUCUCUUAAUCACAUUUAUAGCAUAUGCUUGUUACCAUGCUUCUCGAAAACCCAGUAGUAUAGUCAAGAGUGUAAUGGACCCAGAUCCUAAAAUGAUCAUUGGGAAGGAUCCCUGGCCAGUGGGUGAGAUAUUUGUAAAGGAGAAAUGGUUGGAUAGUGGCAUUAACAGAACAAGAAAAGAGGGAUGGGCUCCCUUUAAUGGAACAGAUGGGACCUCGAAAUUGGGUGAGAUUGAUGUUGCAUUUCUUGCAUGUUACUCGUUGGGAAUGUAUGUUGCAGGGCAUCUGGGUGAUACACUGGACCUUCGGCUGUUUUUGACAUCUGGAAUGAUUGGAAGUGGCUCCUUUGUUGUGCUUUUCGGAAUGGGUUAUUUUUGGGCCAUUCAUGUGUUCUGGUUUUAUCUUCUUAUGCAAAUGAUCGCGGGUUUGUUUCAAGCAACUGGCUGGCCCUCUGUUGUUGCUGUUAUCGGUAAUUGGUUUGGCAAGAGAAAGAGGGGUUUGAUAAUGGGUGUAUGGAAUGCUCAUACAUCAGUAGGGAAUAUUUCAGGGUCUCUUCUUGCUGCUAGUGUUCUGGAGUAUGGAUGGGGCUGGUCUUUCAUACUUCCUGGUUUCCUAAUCAUUUUGGGAGGGAUAAUGGUUUUCUUGUUUUUGCCUGCUUAUCCUGAAGAUAUCGGGUUUCCCUGUCCCCAUAGUUCAACUUCAAGUGUAUAUACAGAUUCUACUGAUGAAGAAGCUCAGGUAGAAAGAGGAAAUUCAGAGCAGAGAGUGACAAAUGUCCCUCGAAAUGGUUCAGUAAGUAGGAGAAGUGUUGGGCUUGUUCAAGCUUGUUUAAUACCAGGAGUGAUACCUUUUGCAUUGUGCCUUUUCUUUGCAAAGCUUGUGGCAUACACAUUUCUGUAUUGGUUACCGUUUUAUAUAAGUCAAACAGCAAUUGGUGGGGAAUACAUGUCUGUGAAAUCUGCUGGAAAUCUUUCUACUUUGUUUGAUGUCGGGGGCAUUGUUGGUGGAAUCUUUGCGGGCUAUAUAUCUGAUAAACUUAAUGCUCGGGCUAUUAUAGCAGCCAGCUUUAUGUAUGCUGCAAUCCCUUCAAUGCUCCUAUACCGCUUAUAUGGGAGCAUUUCUCAGACCUUGAACAUUGUACUGAUGAUGACUGCUGGCUUGUUUGUAAAUGGGCCCUAUGCACUUAUCACAACUGCAGUUUCUGCGGAUCUUGGUACACACAAAUCUCUUAGAGGGGAUUCUCGAGCACUGGCAACAGUUACUGCCAUUAUUGAUGGAACUGGAUCAGUUGGUGCAGCUCUUGGUCCUCUUCUUACUGGUUUUCUUUCAACAAAGGGAUGGAAUGCGGUAUUCACAAUGCUAAUUGCUUGCGCUCUUAUUGCGGGAUUACUUUUAUCACGUCUUGUCUUUGAUGAAAUUACUGAGAAAAUGUGCAAGCCAAGGCCUCUAUCUAGUGAGGAGCAAAGUUUUGCAGCUCCAGCAUCUCAACCCCUUCUGAGGGACCAAAGACGAUAAUAAAACAGGUAUGGCCUCACAAGUUUCAUAGACUUAAAAACAAAUCAAUAACCAAAACCAAAGUUUGAAAUAAGAAAAAUGAAUAUUUUGCAUCUAUAUCCGAAAUUUUGUUGGCUUUCUUAGUGGUCACUUUGUUUUUGCUGCCUGUAACAUAUACCUUACUGAUAAAGCAGUUGGAUAUUUACUCUGUGUAACAUACAUACAUUUACUGAUAGGCAAUAUGGAGUUGUGUCUCCCCCUUUGAUUGUACUCUGAGCAAUUUUGUUGGAACUGUAUAUGAAAUUCAAUUUUGCUUCAGCAA